AAUUCACGCUUCCCAAUACAAAUUCCCAGACGGAUCAUCGUCACCAACCUUAUUCUUGUACCAGUACAUAAAUGAAACGCAACAACUUGCAAACAAAUAAACAGUCCUCCAAUACAUAGAUACUUCUGUGACCAAACAUUCAAUUGAAGAAGGGUCGGUAUGGAUGCAAAUCAACGCAUUUCGGUAAUCUCAGCCCAUCUCAACCCUCCAGUUCAUCUUCAGGAGAUGGAGGGUAAUUUGGGGUUGGAGCAAAUGAAGUGUAGAGCCAAAGGUGGAUCAGCUGGAUUCAAAGUGGCAAUUUUGGGGGCAUCAGGUGGCAUAGGACAGCCUCUGUCAAUGUUGAUGAAGAUGAACCCACUUGUGUCUCUUCUUCAUCUCUAUGAUGUUGCUAAUACGCCUGGUGUUACUGCUGAUAUUAGUCAUAUGGAUACUAAUGCUGUGGUGCGUGGAUUUUUGGGGCAACAACAAUUAGAGGAUGCUCUUGUGGGCAUGGAUCUUGUGAUCAUUCCAGCAGGUGUUCCCAGGAAACCAGGAAUGACAAGAGAUGAUCUAUUCAACAUUAAUGCUGGAAUUGUCAAGACAUUAUGUGAAGGAAUUGCCAAGUGCUGCCCAAAGGCGAUUGUUAAUGUAAUCAGCAAUCCUGUAAAUUCAACAGUUCCUAUUGCAGCAGAGGUCUUUAAAAAAGCAGGAAUCUUUGAUCCAAGGAAACUUUUGGGAGUCACAAUGCUGGACGUUGUUAGAACUAAUACUUUUGUGGCUGAAGUAUUGGGGCUUGAUCCAAGAGAAGUUGAUGUACCAGUCGUUGGGGGUCAUGCUGGUGUUACAAUAUUACCUCUUCUAUCCCAGGUGAAACCUCCGUGUUCUUUUACCGCUGAUGAGACUAACUAUCUCACAUCUCGGAUUCAGAAUGGUGGAACAGAAGUUGUCGAGGCAAAAGCAGGAACAGGAUCUGCUACUCUUUCAAUGGCAUAUGCUGCUGUAAAAUUUGCGGAGUCCUGCUUGCGGGGCUUGAGGGGAGAUGCUAGUGUCGUGCAGUGUUCUUUUGUAGCUUCUCAGGUGACUGAACUUCCUUUCUUCGCAUCAAAGGUGCGACUUGGCCAUCAUGGAGUUGAAGAGAUAUACCCUCUCGGUCCCUUGAGUGAAUAUGAGAGGGCUGGUUUGGAUAAGGCAAAAGAGGAGUUGGCUGCAAGCAUCAAUAAGGGUGUUGCCUUUGCUAAAAAGUGAGGUGUGGCAGUGCAAGAUUUUCUAGUUCUUUUACUAAUCUUGUAGUUCCUUGAAUAAGCUUUGGCCACUAAAAAGUUGACGGAAAUACCGAACCCCUGAUUGAAGUAGUGCAGCAAGAAGUUGAAAAUAAUAAAAACAAAAAGAUAGAGUUGUGUGUGUGGGGUAUAUUGGAUUGGGGGAUGGGGGGAAAAUAAGUACCAGGCCCUAUAGAUUGAAAGCCAUAAAAUACAUUGCAGAUUGUGUUGUAACUUGUAACCUGUAGGCUGUAACUUGUAAGCAUAUGGAAAUGAUUUUUAUAUGCACAUUAGACUUUAUUCAAUAAUAGAAAUUUGGUUUUGAGUUGAA
Messenger RNA from Daucus carota subsp. sativus, 1569 nucleotides. RefSeq names its product malate dehydrogenase 1, peroxisomal. Bases 160 to 1224 code for a protein of 354 amino acids. The record is from RefSeq and is a predicted model, not a curated record. Gene Ontology annotation, biological process: malate metabolic process; tricarboxylic acid cycle. Gene Ontology annotation, cellular component: cytoplasm; chloroplast. Gene Ontology annotation, molecular function: L-malate dehydrogenase (NAD+) activity. The transcript has 9 exons. NCBI's taxonomy places the organism in Eukaryota, Viridiplantae, Streptophyta, Magnoliopsida, Apiales, Apiaceae.